AUGGAUAAUCAACCCCCUAGGCAUGGAGGUUCGACUUUUGGUCAUAGAGUGAUUGAUCGUGAUCGUGAAGAAGCAGAUCGAAGAUUAUGGAAUGAUUAUUUUUCUGAAUAUCCAAAAUAUUCUGAAGCAAUGUUUCGCCAUGACAACUAUUUUGUGCAACGGAAGGAUAGAAUCGGUAGACUGGGCUUAUCUACUUUACAAAAAGUUACAGCGGCGUUUCGAGUUUUGGCGUAUGGAAUACUAGCAAAUGCAGCAGAUGAAUAUAUCCAGAUUGGAGAAUCAACUACAAUUGAAAGUUUGAAGAGAUUCUGUCGAGCAAUUGUAGAGGUCUUUGGGGAGCGAUAUCUAAGAGCACCUAAUGCUAAUGAUGUUGCACAGUUGCUUCAAAUUGACGAAAAACGAGGUUUUCCAGGGAUGCUUGGGAGUUUAGAUUGCAUGCACUGGACAUGGAAAAAUUGCCCAACUGCUUGGGCUGGACAAUAUGCUGGGAGGAGUGGAGAACCAACUAUUAUUCUUGAAGCUGUAGCCGAUUAUGAUUUGUGGAUUUGGCAUGCACAUUUUGGUAUGCCGGGGUCGAAUAACGACAUUAAUGUGUUGGAGGGAUCUUAUUUGUUUUCCAAUCUUGCAAACGGUAUAGCACCUCCUUGUCAUUAUGUUAUUCACGGACAACAGUACCACACUGGAUAUUAUUUAACAGAUGGUAUAUAUUCAAAAUGGUCCACAUUGGUACAAACAAUUCAUGAACCUCGAGGGCCCAAAAAUAAGUUAUUUGCGAUGAUGCAGGAAGCGUGUAGAAAAGACGUAGAACGUGCAUUUGGAGUUCUCCAAUUACGAUUUUCAAUAGUCAAAGGGACCGACACGUUUUUGGGAUAA
Ipomoea nil (Japanese morning glory) is the source of this 873-nucleotide messenger RNA. Its product is annotated as putative nuclease HARBI1. The record is from RefSeq and is a predicted model, not a curated record. Lineage: Eukaryota; Viridiplantae; Streptophyta; Magnoliopsida; Solanales; Convolvulaceae. The coding region runs from base 1 to 873 and encodes 290 amino acids. The transcript has 2 exons.